This is a messenger RNA of Serendipita indica DSM 11827, 1200 nucleotides long. The record is from the annotation of a GenBank genome assembly. Lineage: Eukaryota; Fungi; Basidiomycota; Agaricomycetes; Sebacinales; Serendipitaceae.
AUGGCCGAGAGCAAUCCCGACAUGGCGUCCCUACUCAACGAAGACAUAUUCCUACCCCUCGACCUCGAACUGCUCGGGAAUAUCGAGCUACCCACCGAGCUCGACCUCGCCGCCGAGUUGUUCUCACUCGGCAAUACCAGCCUAGCUGGUGAAAAGCUCCCUGGCCAGCAUCGAGUCACCCAGCGACAGCCACCUCCCUGGGGACCUCUACCUCCCCGACUUGUCCUAUGGGCAAGAUUUCUCUUUCCUAAUACCCGGCGACUGGAACAGCAUCGCCGGGGACCAGCAACCCACGGGAUUUACCGCAGACGACAACAGCUCGAGGUCGGUGAAGAUGAGUUGGAAGCGUAUGAAAACGACGUUGUCGAGAAUGGAGUAGAGGAAUCCGACGAGGAAGAGCUUGAACAGGACGACGAACCCGUAAGGCCUCGCAGUAUCAUACCGCUACCACGUAGAGCGGCAGAGGUCCGUGACAACGCGCUACAGCUUGUAUGGGGUCUACGGCCCCGAAGGGGCCAUCCCGCCGUCGAGACGGCAGACGAGGUACCUGCGCAUUCGAACGUGCCCCUCAAAUCGAGACAUGCCUCAUUUUCCGGCGAGGCCGACCCAACAUCCGCCUCGCACUCGGCAUCCACUUCCGCUAGCGCAGCUCGCCUCGCCAGCGGAAUUAAUCUUCAAGACAACAGUCACGGUCCCCGCAAGGUGGGAGAUCGUGACAUAGCCAUCAAGAACAAUCCCACUGCCAAAGGAAAGGGGAAAGCCAACCAGACUCGUGCGCCUAAGGCGCGUGGCUCCCAAGUAUCGGCGCCUCUUGCCAAGUCGAGUGGCACAAGAAGGUCCAAGGCCCAGGUCAAGAUCGAGCCAGUGAAAGGUCCUAACGGAUAUGCAGAUCCCACCGGGAUCUUGCAUCGGCUUCGAGAGGGAAUUCGGGUAGGCGAUAUUGACGCGGCCUUUUUCCCAGCCGAUCAAGCCGUAAGGAUCGAGAACAAUCGUUACACGUGCCAAGUAAAGGGAGACUUGACGGCUACGGGGAGGGCCGUGUGGCAGGGGACGAACAGCGCCGCCUGCGGUGUGUCGUUUACGUCAGACGAGUCGUACAAACGACACAUCAUUGCAAGCCACCUCGGAGUACAUAGAGGCUCGGGCGAGCUAAAGGAACGAAUCGGCAAGUUUGUGGUCUUGCUCACAAUAUGUCGCUGA